UUGCAUUAACAAGAACUUGCGGCAUAGGUAGAAGAAGCAAACAAACAAUGGCUAUCAGAAGAAUCUUGAUGAGCUUCUGCUUCUUCUACCUUGUACUGAUUCUUAAUCUUUUUGCUCUUACCAAUGCUACAGUCCCGGCAAAGCGAUUCGCUUCUCCUUUUAACAGAACAAGUUUCCCUUCUGAUUUCGUAUUUGGUGCUGCUUCAGCUGCUUACCAGAUUGAAGGAGGAGCUCGUCAAGGAGGUAGGGGACCUAGUAUAUGGGAUACUUUCACGCACAAGCACCCAGAAAAAAUAUUUGACCGUUCUACCGGAGAUGUCGCUGUUGAUUUCUAUCACCGUUACAAGGAAGACAUACGUCUACUUAAGGAAGUUGGUAUGAAAGCAUUCAGGUUAUCCAUCUCUUGGUCUCGCAUUUUACCACAUGGGAAAGUAAGCAAAGGAGUGAAUCCAGAAGGCAUAAAAUUCUACAACAAUGUCAUCAAUGAGCUUAUCUCCAAUGGUUUGACGCCAUUUAUAACACUUUUCCACUGGGACACACCACAAACCCUAGAGGACGAAUAUGGAGGAUUUCUCAGUUCCAAAAUAGCGAAGGACUUUGGUGAUUAUGCGGACAUUUGCUUCAAGGAAUUUGGUGAUAGGGUAAAGCACUGGAUCACAUUGAAUGAGCCAUUAUCUUAUAGCAUGUUCGGAUAUGCAAGAGGUACCUUUGCACCAGGAAGAUGUUCGAGUUAUGUUGGUAAUUGUAGAGGUAAUUCUGCCACUGAGCCAUAUAUUGUAGCUCACAACAUGCUUCUUGCCCAUGCAACCGGUGUCAAAGUAUAUAAAGAAAAAUAUCAGAAAACACAAAAAGGACAGAUAGGAGCCACUCUGGUGACUCACUGGUUCGUGCCUAAAACAAAGACACCUCAGGGACGCAAGGCCCAAUUAAAAGCUCUUGAUUUUUUCCUAGGAUGGUUUUUGGAUCCAAUUACAUAUGGUGACUACCCAGCCAGCAUGCGAGCUAAUGUAGGACGUCGGCUCCCGAAAUUCACAAUGGAGCAGUCAAAGUUAGUGAAAGGAUCGAUGGAUUUCCUAGGAAUGAAUUACUAUACUACUUACUAUGCAUCUCCAAUGCUAUCUGUCCCUAGAGUUAAUCUUAGCUACACUACAGACAAUCAUGUAGAUAUAACUGCUGAAAAGGACGGAAAACCUAUCGGUACACCGACUGCCUUGAAUUGGCUUUACAUUUAUCCAAGAGGAAUAUAUGAUCUCAUGCUUUACAUCAAGCAAAAGUACAAGAAUCCUCCCAUUUACAUCACUGAAAAUGGAAUGGCUGAUGCAAACAAUAGUACAUUGCCACUUAAACAAGCCCUUAAGGAUGAUUUGAGGAUAAGGUAUUACGAGGGACACCUAUGGUUUCUGUCAAAAGCCAUAAAGGCGGGGGCAAAUGUGAAAGGACAUUUUGCAUGGUCAUUAUUAGAUGACUAUGAAUGGGAUGCUGGUUUCACUGUCCGAUUUGGCAUCACUUUUGUUGACUACAAAAAUGGACUUAAAAGAUACCUCAAGAAAUCUGCUUAUUGGUACAAGAAGUUCCUCUUGAAUACUGGCAAAUAAAUAUGAGUCUGACUUGGCUCCUGCCUCUUCAAAUUACAACCCAGCCAUUCUUCUGCAAUUUAUAAUUCAGUUCUGUUUUGUUUUAAAUGUUCUUUUUACCUUAAAGGGUAUUCUUGGAGGAUCAUCUCUUAGUGUCCUGCGUUAAGUGUCAUUGAGCUUUAUUUAUUGAAAAUAAACUGAGGAAUGCCUCAUUAUCAUUUGUA
This is a messenger RNA of Nicotiana attenuata, 1798 nucleotides long. Its product is annotated as beta-glucosidase 12-like. NCBI's taxonomy places the organism in Eukaryota, Viridiplantae, Streptophyta, Magnoliopsida, Solanales, Solanaceae. Gene Ontology annotation, molecular function: beta-glucosidase activity. Gene Ontology annotation, biological process: carbohydrate metabolic process. The record is from RefSeq and is a predicted model, not a curated record.